AUGAGGUUGAGAGUAUUAUUCAAAAUUUUUGGUGGGGUACUUCGAGUUCAGAUGUUGGCAUUCUGUGGAAAGCUUGAAAGCAGGUGUGUUGUCCUAAAUAAAUGCGAUGGAGGUUUGGGUUUCAAGGACAUUGAAAAUCUUAAUGAUGCGUUAUCAGCAAAACAGUUUUGGAGGCUUCAUUGUGUUCCCAAUUCUCUUUUUGCUUGGGCUUUGAAGGUCAAGUAUUUUCCGGACGUGUCUAUUUGGGAGUCUUUAGUCGGUCAUAAUCCCAGUUAUGUGUGGAGGAGUAUUUGGAGUGUUCGACAUAUUGUCGAUAAAGGGUCUCGUUGGUGUAUUGGGGAUGGUAAAUGCAUUCAGAUUUGGAAAGACUCUUGGGUUGCUGGAUUUGGAUCUGGAAAGAUCAUUUCUCCUCGCCACGGCCUUAAUGAUAGUGCUAUUGAUGUGACUAUAGUGCUCAAUACUUCUUUUUGA
Amaranthus tricolor (Joseph's coat) is the source of this 471-nucleotide messenger RNA. RefSeq lists its product as uncharacterized. The transcript has a single exon. The record is from RefSeq and is a predicted model, not a curated record. The coding region runs from base 1 to 471 and encodes 156 amino acids. Lineage: Eukaryota; Viridiplantae; Streptophyta; Magnoliopsida; Caryophyllales; Amaranthaceae.